AUGGGCAGCUCAGUGAAAACCUUCAUUUUCCUAGACCUGGAAACUACUGGUCUAAAUAAAGACCUUCCCAAAAUCACAGAGCUUUGCUUGGUGGCUGUCCAUGCAUCUUCACUGAAGACUCCAACAACCAAUGACUUAGGGGAGAUACAGCUACCUCGAGUGAUGGAUAAGCUUUGCCUUUGCGUAGAUCCAGUGAAGCCCCUCACUCCAAAAGCCUCUGAAAUUACUGGCUUGGACAAUGAGCUACUGAGAAUUUGCGAGAAGCAAACAUUUGAUGUGAGCCUCAUCAACACCUUCCUCGAGUUUAUAAACCGCCAGGCUCAGCCAGUUUGUCUGGUGGCCCACAAUGGCUUUAACUAUGACUUUCCCCUGCUAAAGACUGAGCUUAACCAACAAAAUCAUGACCUCUCCAGCUCCAUCCUGUGUGUGGAUUCACUUCAAGCCUUCAGAUAUCUGCAUAAUCAAGGGGGAGCGAGGCGAGGGAAGUUUUCCCUAAUAGAAAUUUACCGACAGUUCUUCGGCAAAGAGCCUAACUUUUCCCAUUAUGCAGAAGGGGAUGUGUUGACCCUCAUUCUUAUCUUCAUUUGCAAAGCAGAGAGUCUUCUUGACGUAGCCAGUUACAAGCAAUGGGGUGAUAUCGAACCAAUGUACUAA
Messenger RNA from Staurois parvus, 654 nucleotides. The record is from the annotation of a GenBank genome assembly. Lineage: Eukaryota; Metazoa; Chordata; Amphibia; Anura; Ranidae.